Messenger RNA from Perognathus longimembris pacificus (Pacific pocket mouse), 264 nucleotides. RefSeq names its product keratin-associated protein 7-1. Lineage: Eukaryota; Metazoa; Chordata; Mammalia; Rodentia; Heteromyidae. Bases 1 to 264 code for a protein of 87 amino acids. The record is from RefSeq and is a predicted model, not a curated record. The transcript has a single exon.
AUGACUCGUUACUUCUGCUGUGGUAGCUACUUCCCAGGCUAUCCCUGCUAUGGAACCAACUUCCAUGGGAACUACAGAGCCACCCCUCUCAACUGCGUUAUCCCUCUGGGCUCUCCCCUGAACUACGGCUGUGGAUCCAGUAUCUACAGCUCCCGGAACCACUGCUUUGGUGGCAGCAACUUCAACAAUCUCGGUUGUUGCUACGGCAGUAGCUUUUACAGGCCCUGGGGCUCCGGCUCUGGCUUCGGCUACAGCUCCUACUGA